Plectropomus leopardus (leopard coralgrouper) is the source of this 2702-nucleotide messenger RNA. Lineage: Eukaryota; Metazoa; Chordata; Actinopteri; Perciformes; Serranidae. The record is from RefSeq and is a predicted model, not a curated record.
AUGACAGAUUCUGUGGCGCUGAAGAACCAGCUGCCCAAUGGCGUAAAGAAGAGCAGCGAUCACAGCGAUGACAGCAAACCGUCCGUGGACAGUGGAAUACCUGAGGGGGAGCUGCUGCUGCAGGCCCUGAACGGCUUCGUCCUGGUGGUGACCGCUGAGGGAAUCAUCUUCUUCUGCUCUCACACCAUCCAGGAUUACCUCGGCUUCCAUCAGACUGAUGUGAUGCACCAGAGUGUGUUUGAGCUGAUCCACACUGAGGACCAGCAGGAGUUCAGGAGCAACCUGCACUGGGCCCUCAAUCCUCCUGCCGGCCUCGGACCCCCGACAGAUCCCCAAACAGACGGCGAGUCGGUGUCGUCCUCUUCCUGCCUGAUCAGCUACAACCCCGACCAGCUUCCUCCUGAAAACUCGUCCUUCCUGGAGAGAGGCUUCGUCUGCCGCUUCCGCUGCUUGUUGGACAACUCCUCCGGCUUCCUGGCGCUGAACAUUCAGGGGCGGCUCAAGUUCCUCCACGGUCAGAGCCGUCAGCAGUGCGACAGCGAGGGGAGCGCCCCGCCUCAGCUCGCCCUGUUCGCCAUUGCCACGCCCCUCCAGCCUCCGGCCAUCCUGGAAAUAAGGACCAGAAACAUGAUCUUCAGGACGAAACACAAGCUCGAUUUCACACCCAUGGCCUGUGAUGCAAAGGGUAAAAUUGUUCUGGGCUACACCGAGGCGGAGCUGAGAGUCCGAGGUUCGGGUUACCAGUUCAUCCACGCUGCCGACAUGCUGUACUGCGCCGAGAAUCACGUGCGGAUGAUAAAGACGGGCGAGAGCGGCCUCACAGUCUUCAGGCUGCUCACUAAGGACAACCGGUGGAAGUGGGUCCAGGCCAACGCCAGGCUCGUCUACAAGAACGGCAAGCCCGACUACAUCAUCGCCACCCAGAGACCUUUGGUAGAUGAGGAAGGAGGGGAGCACCUGAGGAAGCGAUCGAUGCACCUUCCCUUCACCUUCGCCACCGGAGAGGCGAUGCUCUACCAGACCGGUUACCCGCUGCACGGCUUCUCCGAUUCCUUCCAGGGCAAAUCUAAAGGCAGCAAGUCCAAGAAAGGCAAGCAGGACAAGAGCUCGUCAGACGACCUGGACCCAAAGUCUCUGCUGGGAGCGCUGAUGAGCCAGGACGAGUCUGUGUAUGUGUGCCAGCCGGACACAGAGCCGAAGAUGUCUUAUCACAGCAGCCUUUUUAGCGAGCAGCAAAGUGACGGUGACAGUUUCGGUGGUUUGUUAGGUGGCGACAGCUGGCAGAUGAUGUCUAACGGGGAUGCGGAUAGAUGCAAAACAUCAAGUUAUGACCCACUGCUCGCCACUCUGGACUCUCUGUCCCUUGACGGAGAGGAGACGUGCUCCAACAGUGAGCUCUUCAGCGCCCUGGAAAACCUUGGACUAAAUGCUGAAGACCUGGAGCUCCUGCUGCUGGACGAGAGGAUGAUCCAGGUGGAGCUGGGUCCAAACCACGUCCCAACGCUUAGUGACCUUCUCACCAACAACGAAAUCCUCUCCUACAUCCACGACUCUCUGGAGAGCGGGACAGAAGGGGAGUCAACCCGUCCAACAAACACAGACUUGGCCCAAAGCGUCUCCCAGCAGCCGCAGGCGUCCCUCACACCUGCUGUCCCUCCCGCUGCUCCCAUCACACAGCUGUCGCAACAGAUGCAGCAGCACAUCAGUGCAGGCGAGCAGACGAGAACUCAGCCUGUCAUUCAGUCCCAGCCGGGACAAAUGGACGCCAAGAGUUUAACUGAGAUUCCUAACGGUCACUGGGUGGUAACCACAGACAACCACCAUCACGCUCACACUGUGCUCAAAGCCUCACAGCUGAACGGUGAACAUAAACACCUCAAUCUGGAGUCGAGUCAGCCGUGGCAGCUGCAGCAGGACCAGCACUCGCUCCACCUCCAGACCCAGCAGGUCAGCAGCCACGGCGCUCUGCUGCACGCCUUCCACAGUCAGCCCACAACUAAUGGAUCUUACAUCCCAAACGGACACACCGCCUUUCCACCCAACGUGGAAAUCAAUCACACAGGUUACAUCUCCAACGCGCCACACGCAGGUGGCGUGAUGCUGAACGGCGUCGCCACAGCGGACGUCUGUCACUACCAGAAUGUGGCGGGCGCCGCUCAGCCUCACCAGCUGCAGACUCACCAGAAACACCAGCAGGUGUUGCAGCAGGUUCCUCCAUCCUGUUUGCCCCAGUGUCCCGCCCAGAGCUCUGCACUGGAGCUGGAGCAGUUACUGGGACUGUCCCAGCCACCGCACAGCCUGUCAUCGUUACAGGCCUACAGCAUGUUCAACACCGCCACACAAGAGUCCUCUCACAGCAAGCUGGAGAACGGUUGUCUCCUCAGUGCCACCAACGCAGCGUACAUCAGGACGUGUCUGAUGCCGAAUGGAAACGGAGUAGCAACAGGAGACAUCCCAGAUGGACUCCCCGCCCUGCAGGACCCCCAGAAAUCUGGAUUUUUCCUCUGAAAGGACGACGGCAGAGCGUCACAGCAGGAGUGAAGAGAAGAAAAGGUAGAGAAGGAGAAAAAAGAGGAAACUCUUUAUUAUACCUCUUUUUUUCAGGAAGGACUUUGUAUCAGGUUCUGUUUGUUUCAGUGUCCCAUCGUUGUGCUACUGACGAAGCACGACGAGGACGUUUUAUAUCAAUCACGUAUUAUAAU